AUGAAGGUUAUCAUAUCUCUUGCUCUGACAGCGCUCGUAGCAGUUUGCAGUGGGCAAACCACCAACUAUUGUACCGCGGGCUUAUGUUCAGCUGGUAAAACUCAUAUUGCGUGCAAUGGGCUGACAACUCUCAGCAGUACCUGUGGGGCAGGUGCUUCUGAAGCGACCCUGGACAGCACUAAGAAGAACUUGAUCGUGAACGUUCACAACCAAUUGCGUAACACUGUCGCCCUGGGAAAACAGGCCAACGGUGCGGGCCAGUAUUUCAAUCAAGCCGCCAAGAUGGCUACGUUGCAAUGGGACCAAGAGCUGGCCGAUAUCGCUGCUGCCAAUGCAAGAAGUUGCGUUUUCGGGCAUGACAAGUGCCGCAAUACGGCUACCAUGAAGUACGUUGGCCAGAACAUUGCCAUGUCUUCGUACUCCGGUAUGAGCUUUACCGAUGAGGAAUUAAUAACCGGGUUUGUCAACGAUUGGUUCAAAGAAAAUAAGGAUGCUACCGCAUCGCAAAUGGCAAGCUAUCCUGCUAAUUACAAAGGCCCUACAAUCGGUCACUUCACCCAGGUCGUAUCGGACCGCUCGAGCAAGGUGGGAUGCUCUUUGGUGAGCUACAUUCAGGACGAUUUCGUCAACCAGCUGUUUGUGUGCAACUACGGGUUAACUAACAUUGUCAAACAAUCAGUCUACGUGGCAGGAACGGCGUGCUCCAAAUGUACUAUCGGUUGUAAUACCGCAUAUCCCGGCCUGUGCAGCGCAGCCGAACCCAUUACCAACAACCCCUAAGUGGAAAGGAUGUAAAUUUAUGAAUCGUUGUUGUGUUUGAACAUGAAAAAAAAAAUAAGUUAAUCAAAUUGUGUUCUAAUGGUCAGUCAUCAUUUCAUUCCAA
Messenger RNA from Ochlerotatus camptorhynchus, 883 nucleotides. RefSeq names its product antigen 5 like allergen Cul n 1-like. The transcript has 4 exons. The coding region runs from base 1 to 780 and encodes 259 amino acids. The record is from RefSeq and is a predicted model, not a curated record. NCBI's taxonomy places the organism in Eukaryota, Metazoa, Arthropoda, Insecta, Diptera, Culicidae.